GUUUCUGACACAUACCACUGGAAACUUUGUUUGCUUGUUCUUGUUCUUCAUUGCUGUGACUGACGCGGUCUCAAGUGGGUGGAUUUGUGCGGGAUGUUCUGUAAGCGCCACUGAGGGUCUGAGACGCUUGAUUGACCUUUGUCUUGAAUUGCGUGGGCGUCCGAGAUGCGAUUCGCCCAAAGAGGAAGCCUCGCGUAACUUGACUGGAGUGGGGUUCGAUCCCUGCCCUUCGCGCUUUCUGUCAGACCUCAUUACACUUCAUUUUCAUUUUCUCCAGGCCACUGUACCCGGGUGUUCAGCUUGAUAAGCCAGUCCCUUUUCAUUGGGAACUCUCUCAUGGAUAUUUCUCUCAACAGUUUCCUCAUCGAUAGGCCGUCUCCGAUGUGCAAAUACGGCAUGAUCUCGUCUCCUCAUCAUUCAUACCAUGCAUGUUUCUAUCGGGUUCUUCGGGCCUGGGAACUUCCGGCUUUUACAGUCAAAUGAGGACGUGGAGAGUAUAUAAAGACGAGGGAUUUGUAACCAACAUCUAAACACCUUGACAGCGGCCUUUAACCAGUCCCCAACAUGAGCCUUUGCAAAGACUGCAUUUCUGGUGUCCGCCAUGAGGGUACGCCCGAAGGCAAGAUCGAGAAGAUCGGUGGAAUCAGGAGUUAUAUCGCCACGCCCCACGGCGAGUACUCCAAGGACAAGGUCAUCGUUUUCAUACCCGAUGUUUUUGGUAUUGACAUGGACAACGGCAAGCUCCUCGCCGACGCUUUUGCUCAUGACGGCUACAAAGUCGUAGCCCCCGAUCUCUUCAAUGGCGAUCCUAUUCCUGACGGUGCUUUGGAUAGCGGAACUUUCGAUUUCAUGGCAUGGCUCGGUAAACACCCGCCUGCUGGUGUCGUUCCGAUCGUCGAGAAGGUUAUCGAUGCAUUGAAAGCAGAGGGUGUGACCAAGUUCGGUGCGGUCGCAUUUUGCUAUGGCGGACGCCUCGCGUUCGACCUGGCCUUCAAGGGCAGCCUGGACGUCGUCGUUGCCAACCACCCUUCACUCCUCAAGGUUCCCGAAGAUCUCGAGAGAUACCUCGCCGAGGCCAAAGCGCCUCUUCUCAUCAACAGUUGCGAGACCGACCAGCAAUUCCCAAUCGAGGCUCAAGCUAAGGCGGAUGAGAUCCUCGGUGGCGGCAAGUUCGCUCCCGGAUAUGAGCGUCCCUACUGGGCUGGCGUUGUCCAUGGCUUCUCCAUUCGUGGUGAUGUUAGCGACCCCACGAUUAAGGCCGCCAAGGAGGGAGCGUACAAGGCUGGCAUCGAAUUCUUCAAGAAGCACCUGUAGAUCGGGCGGAAAUAUAAAGACAAUCAAGUUUUGUAGCCUAUUGUAUGUAUGACUAUGUAGCAGAAUAUAUAUGUACCUGCUCGACGCGAUGUUCAUCCUGGUUCCAAGCUCUGCGCAGCCUCCGCCAUGCUUUCAUAAAGGUCCUCUCUUCUGCAGACAACUGAAAUAUGCAGAAAGUAGAUUAUGCCUGAGCGUACCCGGGACGGAUUAGAGCGGUUCACAAAAGUUUCUAUGAUGUGCUUAAGGCACCGCAGCAUCCUGCGAAAGGCUGCAACAAAUGCACAGCCUCGAUAUGGAGCCGAUUUAGACUCCAAAUGUCAGCUCAAACGCGUACCAAUGGACUAUAAAGAGAUCAUAGAAACGAAUCACCAGUCUUCGACGAACUUCUGCUCGCUCGGAGUCAACUCUUGCUC
This is a messenger RNA of Somion occarium, 1727 nucleotides long. The record is from the annotation of a GenBank genome assembly. NCBI's taxonomy places the organism in Eukaryota, Fungi, Basidiomycota, Agaricomycetes, Polyporales, Cerrenaceae.